CCCUAUAUGACUUUCACUCUACAGAUGUCUCCAGUCUUUCCUUCAGGAGGGACGAUAUAAUACAAGUCCUCACCCGACUUGAGUCUGGGUGGUGGGAUGGUCUUUGUAAUGGCGAGCGCGGUUGGUUUCCAAGUAAUUAUGUCACUGACAUAUCCAACGAGGAGGAAAUGUUGGACGAGAAUGAACAGGCAUCCGAUUGGAUUCCUCAGCGAACUCCCGACGGUGAUCUCUUCUAUUACAAUCAACGAACCGGCGAGCGCACUUGGGAAUUAUCAAUGGAUGACGCAGAGUCCGCUCGAUCCGUGAAUCCGCGCGACUCUUCUUCAAUUGGCGAAGGAGUCAAUCAAGGCAAUAUCACGAGUUCCAACAAUAGCAUCACCACCAGAAGCACCACCAAUUCUCCUCGUUCAAGUGUAUUAACGAGGUCCCGCCAGCUACCCGAAAAUUGGAUACAACAGCCUACCGAAGACGGCAACACCUAUUACUACUACAAUACCAUAACGAAAGAAACAAGGUGGACUUAUCCGAGUGGGGGCGGUUCAACGACCGCCACCUCCACCAGUUCCGAGAAUGAUGAUGAAAAGGAGGAAGAGGAGAUUGAUGAUCGAGUGGUGUCGGCCCGGGUCGAGGAGGAGGUGGCCGAAGGUGAGGUGGAUGAUGUGGAGGCAGCUGACAAAGAGAGCAUCGCCAGCUCGAGGG
This is a messenger RNA of Acaulospora colombiana, 699 nucleotides long. Lineage: Eukaryota; Fungi; Glomeromycota; Glomeromycetes; Diversisporales; Acaulosporaceae. The record is from the annotation of a GenBank genome assembly.